AUGGAGAGUACCCUCGGGCCAUGGCACUCUAAAGCACCCGAAGAAUCCCGAGCUGACGAUAACCGGGAGAAUAGUGUCGUGGUGGAUCUGAAGCUCGCCAACGGUGCUGAUGAGCCGGUGAGUAAUGGCGGCCCGAAUUCGAAGUUCGAAAAGACGACCCACAAUCGGAAGACGUUUAUGUGCAACUUUUGUCACAGGGAGUUCUCGACCUCCCAAGCGUUAGGCGGCCACCAGAAUGCACACAAACAAGAGCGUGCUAUAGCCAAGCACCGACACGGGAGCACCUCGCACUACGGCCACCGCCCGAGCUACACAUACUAUGCCUACCCGGGCUUUUACGGAUCUUUUAACAAGGCGCCACUUGGUAUUAACUCCGAGGCGAUGAUUCAAAAACCCUACCGGUAUCAUCCUCCUUGGCCGCCCUCGUCUGGGCCCUAUGACUAUCGGUUAGGGCACGAGAAGGUGCCUAGGGCUUACUUGUUAGGCCCACCAUCAUUGGGGCCGCCAUACGAUAAGUUGACAAUGGAGAAAUUUCAUUCGGCGGCGGUUCAAGUUGGUGGCGGAGGGUCGAGUGCGGGUCUCAAGUUAGAACUUGACCUGAACCCUAACACUAAUCUUGUCGGGGUGGACAAUAAUAAUACACGUAACGGUGCAACGACCGCGAAGAACCUAGGCAACGAGAAUCGACGGCAAAGAUUGGGGAAUGUCGGCCUGGAAUUAUUUCUGGCGGCUAGGCAGAGGAACACGAAUAAUGAUGAUCUGUGGUCGACUGAGAGUUGCCAGCGGCCGACAUCAAGGAAGAAGAGAUAUGCUUCAAGAACCCCGUCCCUGUCUCAGAUGCUGAAUGCCGGCGACCUGGUGAGAGAAGGUGCGCGGGGACAAAUGGCGACAAGCGACAGUCGGCGGACGGAUGAUGGCGGGCGGAGGGCGAUGGUCAGGAGCAGAGGGCCAGAUGUGUUGAGUGAUGGGAAUACAUAUUUUGUUGUUCAGCGACUGAAUUUUGUGAAUUGA
This is a messenger RNA of Striga hermonthica, 1011 nucleotides long. Lineage: Eukaryota; Viridiplantae; Streptophyta; Magnoliopsida; Lamiales; Orobanchaceae. The record is from the annotation of a GenBank genome assembly.